AUGCGUGAUAACGUGGUUAUAUGCCAGAAAUGUCGAGAAGGAAAGCAGAGGAAAAAAGAAUCAAAUACAAAAAGGACUGCAAGUGCAAGAAUGGCUUCAUUAGAUUCAAGAAAAAAACAAAAACAACUCUCCGCUUCCACCUCACAGCAUGGAUCGAUUGCUCAGCAAACAAUAGCUUCAAAUGAAGGUCUUCCCCAACAAAAUCCAGUUGCGUCUACUUCUAUCCAACAACAACAACGUAAAGACCAAGAAGAAGAAAUUGUAAAUCAAGAAGAAGAUUUAAUGCAAGGAUGUUCUCAUUUUUAUGAUAAUUUGGCUAGCAGAGAGAUUACUCCAAUAGAAAAGAAAAUUGAUAUAUCAACACAAACAGACACACCUCCUUCAUCUACCUCAAUUGUGGAAAAUAACUGUGUGGGCUAUUGCCCUUUUUGCUUGACAAAGUUACACAGGAACAACAGAAGACAUUUUUUUUCAAAAAACUGUAAACAUUUAAUGUUCUACAACAAAAUUUCAAACUGGAGUAACGUUUUUGAAACAAUUCAAAAUAUCAACAUUGACACAACACCAUUCAUAAAAACUUUAACAAAAAAAAGAGGAAGGAGUUCAGUAUAUCUUAUUCGGGAUGGAAUACAAUUACAAAAUUUAAUUUACAUUGGCGUCAGUAAAGACGUAAAAAGAAGAUUCAGCGAGGGACAUGAAGCUCGUAAACAAUUUGAGUUGCUUGAAAAUUUGGAAAAAGCAACCUUAUUUGAACAAAUAGAAAGUGACAAAGCUUUAUUAUUAGGUAGAGAUCUUCAAUAUAUUUUUUAUUUUACUUUUUAGAAUCUUUGUUAAUACUCUCCGACAACAAUACAAAUUUAAUCAAUAGCCAUCAAGAAUACAACAAUUUCCUCAGAUUUGUACAAUUCAAACCCUCUGGAAUAACAGAACAAGUUUU
Messenger RNA from Meloidogyne enterolobii, 937 nucleotides. NCBI's taxonomy places the organism in Eukaryota, Metazoa, Nematoda, Chromadorea, Rhabditida, Meloidogynidae. The record is from the annotation of a GenBank genome assembly.